This is a messenger RNA of Megalops cyprinoides (Indo-Pacific tarpon), 840 nucleotides long. Its product is annotated as polymeric immunoglobulin receptor-like. Lineage: Eukaryota; Metazoa; Chordata; Actinopteri; Elopiformes; Megalopidae. The record is from RefSeq and is a predicted model, not a curated record. Bases 1 to 840 code for a protein of 279 amino acids. The transcript is spliced from 6 exons.
AUGUUAGUGUUUUACCACAUCGAGUGCUGCAUCUCCUACACUCUCAGCUCUGGCCACCGUGCUGACAGUGUGUCCACAGUGAGCAGCGUAACUGUACAGAGAGGAAGAUCUGUCACCAUCCCGUGUCACUAUGAUCUCAAAUAUAAAAACAAUGUGAAAUACUGGUGUCGAGGAUAUUCCUGGUACAGUUGUUCUUUUGUAGUACGCACUGACUCUCCAAAGAAUAAUGGUAAAGCGUCAAUCACUGAUGACCCUGCCCACCAGGUCUUCACUGUGUCCAUGACGAAUCUGCAGGAGGGGGAUUCUGGAUAUUACUGGUGUGCUGUAGAGAUUGGUGGAGCUGGAACUGUAGAUGACAGUGCAUCUAUGUAUCUAUCAGUCACAGCUGGUACUCCAGGGCUUUGGGUGGAUCAGCAGGAGGUGACUGGUGUGGAAGGGGGCAGUGUCAGGGUCCAGUGUCACUAUAGCAACCGUGGUGACAUGAAGAAGUGGUGCAGGAGUGGGAGCUCCUGUGUAGCAGGGAAUUCUGGGAAUGUCAGGAUCUCAGAUGACUUCACUGUGACAGUGAGUGGACUGAAGAUGCAGGACACAGGCUGGUACUGGUGUGCUGCUGGAGACCUACAGAUCCCUGUUCACAUCACUGUCACUCAGCCAGCCACUGCAGUCACAACAAGUAAGGAGUUAACAUCUCAAAAUUUCUGGCAGCCAAAAUACCUCCUGAUUACUUCUGGAAUGUUGCUGCUGGGUGUGGCUAUUGUGAUGGUUACCUGGAAGCCUUCUCAGGACACUGCAGAUGAGAUCAUCUACAGCUCAAUCGUUCUGUACAACCCACAGGACUAG